UCAGAGUUAUCAUUUAUCCCACUUUUUCUCGACUUCUGGUGUUGACUUCUGUGCGUUGGUCAGGUCCUGGUCUUUGUGUUGCGACGAGUAAGCAUGUGGUGGUCUCUGGUCCUGGCAGUGUGUGUCGUGCACACGCAUCUUAUUGCCGGCUUCCAAGCUCUGAAACAAUCGCCGGACCUUUUAGAGAUUGUCACGAAGCUUGAAACACCAGGCAAGCUAGGGUUGUCAAGGAAACUGAGUUCUGAUGAUGUUAUAACCAUCGACCUGAGCGAGACAUCAAGCAGAAACAUAGCUCGAGAUAUCGCCGCCGCAGAUCCUUCUCCAGCAUGUGUGGACAAGAUCUCUGGGUGCUCGAGCUGGGAGAGAUAUAUGGCUACAGCCUGUGCCACGUCUACAUCCCCUGGGCACACAACUACUGCCCUCGUUACUGUGACCUCUGUCAACACCCAUCGGAUACAGAAGCUUCCACUGGUCUACCACCAAGAAGCAGCAACGCGACACCUGCUACUGCUGACCCUGUGACAUCUGGACCGGAUGCCACCACCCAAGAAGUGCCGGGGGAGACCACACAAACCACUAGCUGCUGUGUGGAUCAGAUCGGUUGGGAGAAGUGCAUAACACACAAAGAAGAUUCCUGUGAGGGGAUUUACAUUCCAUGGGCCCAGGCGAACUGCCAAGCUUUCUGUGGCUUUUGUCAGCCCUGUCCCAUAGAGCCGUGUGAGGAUACGAUCUCCAACUGCGACCAGUAUGGCGAGGACGCGUGUGUCGCCGAGAGCUUCAGGAUGUGGGCCGUCACCAACUGUCGCAAGACGUGCAACCGUUGCUACAACUAUGGAUAUCACAACAAAUGGAACACAAACGUGACAACUCCCGCAGUGGGCACUACAAGUGAACAAGGCGAUGUGCCAACGCCAGGGCCGACAAUAUGUCAAGAUAAACUUCCUAACUGCACCCACUAUAUGGAGGAGAGCUGCUGUGGUGUCUACGAGCCCUGGGCCCGCGACAACUGUGCCAGCUACUGCGGCUUCUGUGGGGUUCCUCCGCAGCGGAACUGUACAGACAACAUAGACUUUUGUGACCGAGAACCCGACGACCUGUGCACCAACCCCAGCUACCGCCUCUUCCGCAUGGAGAACUGCGCUGGUUUCUGCCGCCUGUGUGACAAACCCUGGGUACCUCCUUCGUGUUCUGCAUAUCUUUAUCCAGAGACGACUCCUGCCCUUUCUACCGAUGGGUCUUCAUCUUCGACGGUGAUCCCAGAAUAAAUCCAAUUCAGCUUUGUUCAAUGGAUCAGUAAUGUAUUCAAGACCAUCCAGUAGUUUAAAUAUGUAAUUGUCAACCACAAAUCGCUCUGUUAAAAUAUCUUAAAAUAAUAAAAUCCUGUUGUGUUUGGUUCCAA
Molecule: messenger RNA, 1399 nt
Organism: Pomacea canaliculata
Lineage: Eukaryota; Metazoa; Mollusca; Gastropoda; Architaenioglossa; Ampullariidae
Exons: 14
Coding region: 327-1265 (312 amino acids)
Source: RefSeq, a predicted model, not a curated record